This is a messenger RNA of Daldinia caldariorum, 1503 nucleotides long. RefSeq names its product SET domain-containing protein. Gene Ontology annotation, molecular function: protein binding. The transcript is spliced from 2 exons. The record is from RefSeq and is a predicted model, not a curated record. The coding region runs from base 226 to 1305 and encodes 359 amino acids. Lineage: Eukaryota; Fungi; Ascomycota; Sordariomycetes; Xylariales; Hypoxylaceae.
GCCUUGCUUGCAAGGCCUCUUCCGAGAUGAAAAGCUCUAUGGUUUCCUUUUUUUAGCUUUCGACUUGAAGAUAUCUUUUGCAGACGAUUUUCAGUUCUAUUCCAAAACGAUAUAGUAUCGUAUAGGCUUAGGUUUCUCAUACUCCAACGUAUUUUACCUAAAUACCUAUUAUCUCAACGUUAAAUCUCGUAUAUAGCCGUCACGGGAGUAAUAGCUGACGAUAUAAUGGCCGACAACACAGUACCUGACACACAACCCGAUGGACACAGAGACCCUUUUGUUGUAGGAGAUGCAGGAUUCAAGGGAGCGGGAGUGUUUGCAACAAGAGAUAUCGAGGCUGGCGAACGUUUUCUUGUGGAAAGGUGUACGCUCUCCCGAAUAGACUAUACGGAUAUUUGUGAAUGCACCAAUAAUCUAAUUGCGGCGUAUUUAAAAUUGAGUACAGAAGAUAGGCAUGCUAUUCUCGAUUUACAUUACGACAAGGAUCCUGCGAUGAGGCAGACAUAUGAACAAACAUUCGCGCGUUACGGCCCGCUGUCAGACGCAGAGCUUGAAGAAUGCCUCACCGUCGUACUUAUUCACAUAGCCAACAACUUUGAGAUACUGGCUAGUCGAGCCCUACCGGGCGGGGCGAAGACCCUUGCUAGAUCUGGUGUCUUCGUCAAGGCAAGCCGGUUUAACCACUCGUGCGAUCCCAAUUGCUGGUACUCUACCACCUCACUUGAAGGUCAUUUCAUCUGUGCACCAUCACGAGCCAUCAAAGCGGGUGAAGAGCUAACAGUCAGUUAUAUACCUAAUCAUGCGACGACAGAAACCCGGCAGGAAGAAAUUCGAGGGACUUGGAAGUUCGAAUGCGGAUGUACCAAAUGCCAAGGAGUUGAUAGUGCAUUCGACGCUGAGCUCGAGGAAGCAUACGCUUUGGCGUUUCCCAAUGAUCCCCUCCCUGAUCAUGAACCAUUACCAAAGUCUUUAGGAGAAAGACAUGUAGAUGCGAGUCGCUUAGUUCGACGUAUAGUACUGCUUGAAAAACUGGGCUGGCUCAAGGAAUUAUUUUUCGCGUACUUAGAUGCAGGCGAAUUCUUUUCGCAGCUCUACUUAGACACAUGGCAGACGGAUCUCGACACUGGCUUAGAGUACGUACAAAGAUGUGAGUAUUUUUACGAUAGCGCAGUCUCCGUAGGGCGGCAAGCUUGGCCACAUGGCGACAUGACAGUGGAAACUGUCAAGGGAUACGCAACCUCGGCGAGAGAGUCAGUUGAAUAUACGAGACGCCGUAUAGCCAGACAAGCAGGAUCCUCCACGUAACAGCAAACGUAGUCACUUCCACAAUUUCAAUCGACAAACUACUAGAUGCACGACUAACUGGGAGCCAUUUCCGGUAGACAUAGUUCAUGUAUAUACCUAUAUAGUUCACGCACACGUUAUAUAGUUCAGAGUGCACCGUUACCUACUAGGGAGCAAGAUGCUGUCACAAUUCCGACAGAAGUCAAGCCAAUAGACCCC